Prunus armeniaca (apricot) is the source of this 516-nucleotide messenger RNA. Lineage: Eukaryota; Viridiplantae; Streptophyta; Magnoliopsida; Rosales; Rosaceae. The record is from the annotation of a GenBank genome assembly.
AUGGACUUUGCAGGGGUGUUUGGGAACGCCGAGAGGUUACAGAAAACUUAUGUUCGAAGAAUAUUUAAGAAUGAAAAGGGAUAUAGUAACCCAAUUGCAGCGUUGCCCAUAAAGGAAGAGAUUUUUUUGGAGUUUGAUGAUACUUAUGCUUAUAUGGACUCUGUGGAUGCAAGCAAAGAUUUUUUGGAAACAGAAUUGGCAGUAGAACAUGUUGCAAGGAAUGAUAAUGGAGUUUUGACAAUUCGUGAGGAACAACAGCUCUUGUACGGGUACAGUGUAACUUGUCCAACUCCUCAGUCAUCUCCCAGUGCAAGUGCAACAAAUAGGGGUUCCUUUGACAUGAUGAGCACUUGUUUCUCUCCAGUUGUGCAACCUCAUAUUGAUGCGCCAAGGGAACCAAUUGGAGAUAUGUUGCCUAGUCUAAAGCUGCCGCUUAGUCCUGCCAUCCCAGAUUCCAUGUCACAAUGCAAGUCCGGUAAGGAUUCUCUCGAAGCCGAUUUAUUUUAUUUCAUUUAA